This is a messenger RNA of Labrus mixtus (cuckoo wrasse), 2159 nucleotides long. RefSeq names its product inositol monophosphatase 1-like. Gene Ontology annotation, biological process: inositol metabolic process; phosphatidylinositol phosphate biosynthetic process; signal transduction. The record is from RefSeq and is a predicted model, not a curated record. The transcript has 9 exons. Lineage: Eukaryota; Metazoa; Chordata; Actinopteri; Labriformes; Labridae. Gene Ontology annotation, molecular function: inositol monophosphate 1-phosphatase activity. The coding region runs from base 179 to 1015 and encodes 278 amino acids.
CAACUCUAGUGGAUUCUUUUAACCAAUGAUGAGCGAGAGUUUUUCUUUUUAGUCCCGCCUCCUCCGGUAGCUGCUACUACAGCGAGCACAGAAAAGUCAAUCCGUUUGGACUUCUGCAGGUGGGCGUACUGUCUCUUUAACCUGUAUGCGUGAGUAACAUCCACAUCUACCUGUCAACAUGAGCGACACCUGGCAGGAGUGCAUGGACCUCUGUGUGGAGGUCACCAAGGAGGCUGGAAAGAUGAUCCACGAGGCGCUCCAGAAGGACAUCGCCGUCAUGCAUAAGAGCUCGGCAGUUGACCUGGUGACCGAGACGGACCAGAAAGUGGAGCAGCUCAUUAUAUCCUCCAUCAAGGAGAAGUACCCCACUCACAGUUUCAUAGGUGAGGAGUCUGUAGCAGCGGGCGCCCCAAGCAUUCUAACCGACAGUCCAACCUGGAUAAUCGACCCAAUCGAUGGCACCACCAACUUCGUUCACAGGUUCCCCUUUGUGUCUGUAUCUAUUGGCUUCACUGUGAAGAAAGAGAUAGAGUUUGGUAUCGUCUACAGCUGCAUUGAGGAUAAGAUGUACACAGCACGGAAAGGGAAAGGAGCUUUCUGCAACGGAGUCCCUAUCAAAGUGUCUGGACAGGAAGAUAUUAGCCAGUCUCUGGUUCUGACCGAAAUGGGCUUCAAGAAAAAUCCGGAGCAUUUCAAAACAAUGAUGGCCAACAUGAAGACCAUCAUCUCCCUCCCUGUGCACGGUAUCCGCUCCCCGGGCAGUGCAGCUGUCAACAUGUGUCUGGUAGCGUGCGGGUCGGCUGACGCUUACUACCACAUGGGCAUCCACUGCUGGGACAUGGCCGGAGGGGCAGCCGUCGUUACCGAGGCCGGAGGAGUUAUCAUGGAUAUUUCAGGUGGACCAUUCGAUCUGAUGUCUCGGAGGCUGAUUGUCGCCAGCAGCCGAGUGAUAGCAGAACGCAUCGCCAAGGAGAUCACAGAGUUUGACGUUGGCAGGGACGACACAGAUGGCUAAUAAAUUCCCCAUCAUCGUCCUCUCGGCAGACUGAACAGGUUUUUAAACACACAACUGUUUUGCAUAUAACAAGUCAUGAUCGCUUCUUUGCCUUAAGAACCAAAACAAUAAACGUACCUCUGAAGAACAGCAAAGCAGGUUUUCUUAAAGACACAGCACUCCAGACUUUCAGCCGUCCUUCUGCUGAAACGUUUCUUAUUAGGACAUUCAUGACAUGAUUAAUGUUUGUUGUCUGUGUGUCUAAAUGCACUUGUUUUUAAUCAAUCAUUUCUUAUGUUGUCUAUAUUUAUUCAUGAGCACAAUGCAGUCAGAACAACAUCCCUGAUGGAAUUCCUCUUUUUAAAGGUCCCAUAUUAUGCUUUUUCUGUUUUUUUAUGCUCUUUAGUGUGUUUUCCAAGUGUCCUGUGCAUGUUAAGGCACAUCUGUGUGCAAAAAUUCAAAGUCCGCUGAAUUGCGGCUUCUCCUACGUCCUCCUGUUAGCUGUAGCAUUAGCCGCAUGUAACGCUCGGUUCUAGCCCCCCUCGAUAAAAAAUUUGUCAGUCCGACGUCAUUGUCCAUGAGCCCAUUGGCUCGUUGUGGCAAGCCCUGCAGCUCAUGUUGAAAUUUCCGAGAAGCGCGCUGAGCAACUGACCAAUAACGACAGAGCGGAUCGGCAGACCAAUCAGAGCAGACUUGGCCCACGUGGUCUAACAGUGUGGGCUCAACAGAGUGUAGCUGACGGACUCAGAGUUAUGAGCACACAUUUUCUGAAAAGUGGAGCAGGCAAAAGAUAGAAAGGAUGGACUUUUCUCAUCAUUGGGGGCUUUGUAGAUGGACUAGAGACACACAUUAGUGUUUGUAAAACACGGUAAAGUAUAUUUUGCAUAAUAUGUGACCUUUAAAUAGUUCAAGUUUUUAACAUUCCUUUAGCUUUCUUGUGGGAUAAUUCAUGUCGGAUAUCUGGGAUGAAUGAGUUGUUGUUCAAUUAUUUAUAGGAAUAUUUCUUUAUGCAGUCUGAAAAUACAUUUUAAUGCCCUUCAGGAGUUUGCACUGUAUUUGAUGUACAUCAAGCACUGUAUAACUGCUUCUCUAGGCAGUGUGUUUAAAAAAGGGUUUUUGUUGAAGAAUGUAAUAAAUGCUGCAAAUAAAAAGUCACUAUCCUCUC